UUGACUAAUUUUCCUAUCAAGCUACUGAAACCGAUCUAUGAAUAAUAACCAAAACUCGCGAAAGUCUUACACACGGAAAGCACAGUCGGUUUAGUCACUUUACGGGACAAGCCGACUUAUUUCCACUAAUAGAUAGACAGUUGUGGUGGCCAACCAUUGUGCAGCGUUAGUGCGUGAGCGCCCAUGCGAAGGAAUUAUAGGCUUUUUCAAAAGAGCAAUUAUGGUUCUAUUAGCCGGUUGCUUUGGUUGUGAAUUUGUGGUUUUUGUGUUCCUUUUAAGGCUUUUUGGUGCACAAUGCCAGGACUUCGGGUAUGAAGGAGCUGAAGGCCCGUCCCAUUGGGGGGAAAAGUACUCGCAAUGUUUGGGGAAACAUCAGAGCCCCAUCGACAUUGAAACGCACAGCGUGAUUUGGAUAAAUUAUCCAGAGCUGCAUUUUGAGCAGUUCGGGGCGCUUUUGAGGAACGUUUCCCUGGAAAACAACGGGCAUACAGUGGUAAUGAAAAUAUUGUCAGGGGAAAAGCCCAGGAUCCAUGGCGGGCCUUUGAAGGGGGUAUACGAGUUCGGGCAGCUGCACUUCCAUUGGGGCCCCAACGAUACUAUUGGCUCGGAAAAUCAAAUCGACCACCACAGCUUCCCCUUGGAGAUGCAUGUCGUGAUGUUCAACACAGCUUAUGGGCUGGAAAAUGCCCCGAAAAUAGCUGGCGGCCUUACCGUCUUGUCAUUUUUAACUUCGCUCAGCCCGCUGAACAAUCAUCAAUACGACAAAUUCGAGAACGGUUUGCAUCAUGUGGAGCAGCUGCUAUCGGCCAACACGAUGCAGAAUGUGGGGUCUUUGGACGACUUAACAACCACGCAAAGAAGAACCUACUUUACCUAUGAAGGCUCCUUAACAACCCCACCAUGUUCCGAGGUGGUUACCUGGAUAGAGUUUGUAAAAACCAUUCCACUGUCCAAAGCGCAGGUAAACUCAUUUCGGAUGAUCGACACAAAAAAAGGCCGCCUGACUCACAACUACAGGCCAAUCCAGCCGAUCAACGACCGCAGGAUUUUCUACCAGAACUCCUCACAGUCAAACCUUCAAGGGUCUUUGGCCCCAGCCAUGGCCCUCUUAGCGGCCCUGUUUCUUCUAAUCAAUACAUAGCUUGGGAGUGAAAUCUAGUUUCCUACAGAACAUGUGAUCAAAUGUAAUUUAUUUUAGUUAAUAAACAGCCGCUCUAUAAAAAGUA
Molecule: messenger RNA, 1226 nt
Organism: Dendroctonus ponderosae (mountain pine beetle)
Lineage: Eukaryota; Metazoa; Arthropoda; Insecta; Coleoptera; Curculionidae
Product: putative carbonic anhydrase 3
Exons: 7
Coding region: 221-1141 (306 amino acids)
Cellular component (GO): cytoplasm
Molecular function (GO): zinc ion binding; carbonate dehydratase activity
Source: RefSeq, a predicted model, not a curated record